Messenger RNA from Penicillium cosmopolitanum, 180 nucleotides. RefSeq lists its product as uncharacterized. The transcript is spliced from 2 exons. The record is from RefSeq and is a predicted model, not a curated record. NCBI's taxonomy places the organism in Eukaryota, Fungi, Ascomycota, Eurotiomycetes, Eurotiales, Aspergillaceae. The coding region runs from base 1 to 180 and encodes 59 amino acids.
AUGGAGUGUCGGCCCGAGUUGAAACGAAGGGAUUAUAAGAAGCAGGAAUACAAGAAGGAGGAGGAGGAGGGAGGAGGAGGAGGAGGACAGACUUCUCAAUUCUCAUUUACACCAGUUUUUAGCGAACAACGUCAAGAUCUUAAUGUCUUGGACGUCCUAAAGAGGCCCGGGCUGCCUUGA